GCUCACCAUGCAAUGUGACAGAAGCUGUUCGACCAAUGAGGCUCCCCCUCCACAAAAUUCGUAUUUUUUUGUCUGCACGAGCCGGUUUAUCCGUGGGAAUCGGUAGUUAGGUAACUAAGAUGAUGGAUGCUCUGUCUGUGGUGACCCAGCUCCGGGACCUGGCGUCGGAGCCCCAGAACCGGGAGGCCAUAGUCCAGGAUCAGGGCUGUCUCCCCGGUCUGGUUCUCUUCCUGGACCACCAGGACCCGCAAGUGCUGUUCGCCACCUUGCAGACUAUGCGCUACCUGGCAGAGUGGCCCCUGAACAUCACCACUAUGAAGAAUGAACUGGGUAUGAUGGUCAGCCUGGUGACCCUGAUGGAGAGGAGUGGUUUGUGUGAUGACAUCAAUGUCCUGUCACGGGAGGUGUAUGGAAUCCUGAGUGCCCCGCCCACCCCAGCCCCCCCCAGCCCAGAGAGAGAGAGGAGGAGAAACAAACCCCAGUUCUUCCUCAACGCCUCCAAAGGGAAGAACAAGUCUGUCACUCUGCACAUCCAAGGCCUGGACAGCACUGCCCAGCGAAGUGUGUGUGAGGAGGCUCUACUGAAGGUGAAAGGAGUGAUCAGCUUCACCUUCCAGAUGGCUUCCAAGAGAUGCACCGUUCGCAUCCGCUCUGACCUGCCCACUGAAAGUCUGGCGUCGGCCAUCGCUGCUACCAAGGUGCUGUCAGCCCAACAGGUGGUGAGGAAUGAAGUUGGGGAGGAGGUCCUGCUCUCCCUCAGUGUGUGUGGUGGUAAUGUGAGGGAGGAGAACGUAUCAAUACCAGACUACCUCCCAGAGGACGAGAGUCCAGAGAGCGAGACGGACCGCGCCGUGUCCCGUACCGCAGCCAAGGACAACACCUCUGGCAGCUGGCUCGGUUCAGCAGCCACUUUCCUCACCAGAUCCUUCUACUGGUGAAACUGGGGCCGUCAGGAGCCGGCAUGGCUGUUCUCACAGGGGACACCUGAACUGAGAACACAGCAGAACUGAACCCGUAUGGCUUCAUCCCCAUUCUACAACACAUCUCCUGUAGUGUACACUAUGGCUUCAUCCCCAUUCUACAACACAUCUCCUGUAGUGUACACUAUGGCUGCAUCCCCAUUCUACAACACAUCUCCUGUAGUGUACACUAUGGCUGCAUCCCCAUUCUACAACAUAUCUCCUGAAGUGUACACUCCCCGUCAUGGAUGUAAAAGUAUUGGCUGUAGGUGUGCACUAGGGGACAGAGAGAGAAACAGGAUGUGACCAGAGGUGUAAUAAUACCUUCAUAGAAAAUGACUCAAGUUAAAAGUCAGACAGUAAAAUACUACUGGAGUAAAAGUCUAAAAGUAUUUGGUUUUAAAUAUACUUAAGUUUCAAAAGUAUGAAUUACUUCAAAUUCCUUAUAUCAAGCAAAUCAGACGGCACUAUUUGCUGUUUACAUGUUCUAUUGACUGAUAAACAGGUUCAAACUCCAACACGCAGACAUCAUUUACAAACAAAGCAUCUGUGUUUAGUGAGUCCUCCAGAUCAGAGCCAGUAGGGAUGUUCUCUUGAUAAGUGUGUGAUUUGGACCAUUUUUCUGUCCUGCUAAGCAUUCAAAAUGUAACGAGUAUUUUUAGGUGUCAGGGAAAAUGUAUGGAGUAAAAAGUACAUUAUUUUCUUUAGGAAUGUAGAGUUGAAGUUGGAAGUUUACAUCCACCUUAGCCAAAUACAUUUAAAAACUCAGUUUUUACAAUUCCUGAUAUUUAAUCCAAGUAAAAAUUCCCUGUCUUAGGUCAAUUAGGAUCACCACUUUAUUUUAAGAAUGUGAAAUGUCAGAAUAAUAGUAGAGUGAAUGAUUUAUUUCAGCUUUUAUUUCUUUCAUCAGAUUCCCAGUGGGUCAGAAGUUUACAUACAUUCAAUUAUUAUUUGGUAGCAUUGCCUUUAAAUUGUUUAACUUGGCUCAAACGUUUCGGGUGGCCUUCCACAAGCUUCCCACAAUAAGUUGGGUCAAUUUUGGCCCAUUCCUCCUGACAGAGCUGGUGUAACUGAGUCAGGUUUGUAAGCCUCUUUGCUCUAAUUUUUUUUUUUAGUUCUGCCCAAAAUUUUCUAUAGGAUUGAGGUCAGGGCUUUGUGAUGGACACUCCAAUACCUUGACUUUGUUGUCCUUAAGCCAUUUUUCCACAACUUUGGAAGUAUGCUUGGGGUCAUUGUCCAUUUGGAAGACCCAUUUACGACCAAGUUUUAACUUCCUGACUGAUGUCUUGAAAUGUUGCUUCAAUAUAUCCACAAUUUUCUUUCCUCAUGACGCCAUCUAUUUUGUGAAAUGCACCAGUCCCUCCUGCAGCAAAGCACCCCCACAACGUGAUGCUGCCACCCCCGUGCUUCACGGUUGGGAUGGUGUUCUUCGGCUUGCAAGCCUCCACCUUUUUCCUCCAAACAUAACGACGGCCAUUAUGGCCAAACAGUUCUAUAUUUGUUUUAUCAGACCAGAGGACAUUUGUCCAAAAAGUAUGAUCUUUGUCCCCAUGUGCAGUUGCAAACCGUAGUCUGGCUUUUUUUAUGGCGGUUUUGGAGCAGUGGCUUCUUCCUUGCUGAGCGGCCUUUCAGGUUAUGUCGAUAUAGGACUCGUUUUACUGUGGAUAUAGAUACUUUUGUACCUUUUUCCUCCAGCAUCUUCACAAGGUCCUUUGCUGUUGUUCUGGGAUUGAUUUGCACUUUUCGCACCAAAGUACAUUCAUCUCUGGGAGACAGAAUGCAUCUCCUUCCUGAGCGGUAUGACGGCUGCUUGGGUCCCAUGUUGUUUGUACUUGCAUACUAUGGUUUGUACAGAUGAACGUGGUACCUUCAGGCGUUUGGAAAUUGCUCCCAAGGAUGAUCCAAACUUGUGGAGGUGUACAAUUCUUUUUCUACGGUCUUGGCUGAUUUCUUUUCAUUUUUCAAUGAUGUCAAGCAAAGAGGCACUGAGUUUGAAAGUAGGCCUUGAAAUACAUCCACAGAUACACUUCCAAUUGACUCAAAUGAUGUCAAUUAGCCUAUCAGAAGCUUCUAAAGCCAUGAAGUCAUUUUCUGGAAUUUUCCAAGCUGUUUAAAGGCACAGUCAACUUAGUGUAUGUAAACUUCUGACCCACUGGAAUUGUGAUACAGUGAAAUAAUCUGUAAACAAUUUUUUGAAAAUGUACUUGUGUCAUGCACAAAGUAGAUGUCCUAACCGACUUGCCAAAACGAUAGUUUGUUUUAACAAGACAUUUGUGGAGUGGUUGAAAAACGAGUUUUAAUGACUCCAACCUAAGUGUAUUUAAACUUCCGACUUCAACUGUAGUUAAGUAAAAGUUGACAAAAAUAUGAAUAGUAAGGUACAGAUACUCCCAAAAUUAAAAUUUAUUUUUUUCUUAAGUACUUUACACCACUGCCACUGACUAGGGUGACCACAUUUAAAAUACCCAAAUGAGGGAUAGUGGGAUGAUUUUGCGGGACAUUGUAAUCUACACUUAAUACAUUUUUUGACAGAGGCAUCCUGCUUUUUUUGGUAAAUUUGUUGUGUUUGAAUUUGUGGUUAAAAUGCAGGACAUGAUUGGUUGUGGGCCAAAAUGUGGGACUAUCCUGCCCAAUCCGGGACAUGUGGUCACCCUACAAACAAAUCAUGUCUUAUGAAGGGUGGGAUGGUACAAUAGGCUACUGCUGUUGCUAGAGAAAGGUCUUAUCUGCUGAUUUAUUUUGCAGCCCUGCUCACUGCUUUCAGCUAAUACAUUGGGAUGAAUGUACAUAUUA
Molecule: messenger RNA, 3752 nt
Organism: Salvelinus fontinalis (brook trout)
Lineage: Eukaryota; Metazoa; Chordata; Actinopteri; Salmoniformes; Salmonidae
Gene: armc1l
Product: armadillo repeat containing 1, like
Exons: 7
Coding region: 120-938 (272 amino acids)
Molecular function (GO): metal ion binding; protein binding
Source: RefSeq, a predicted model, not a curated record